Molecule: messenger RNA, 1893 nt
Organism: Microthlaspi erraticum
Lineage: Eukaryota; Viridiplantae; Streptophyta; Magnoliopsida; Brassicales; Brassicaceae
Source: the annotation of a GenBank genome assembly
AUGGAAUCACCGGAGAUUCGCGGCGAUGGUUCUGAUGUGACGACGUUCGAGACGGCGGAGAAGAUAAUACUCCGGUGGGAUUCUACAACCUCAGAGGAAGCGAAAGAGAAUCUGAUAUUCCAAAGCGACCGCGAGGAAGUAGAUCGGUACUUGAGAGCCGUAGAUGAAGUCCAAAGACACAUCUCAUCAGUCUCCAUCUCCGACGAGCACAGUAGCCACCACGAAGUCAAAGCGAGCUCAACGAUACAAAUCGCCAUGGCUAGGCUUGAAGAUGAGCUUAGAAACAUCCUUCUCUUGCAGACUUCUACUUUCGAGCCUGACUCUCUUCUUCUCAUUUCGUCAGUUUCCUCUUUCGCUUCGCGUGCUGGCCUCGAAGAAGAUAACAGCGAGGGUGUUGCCGGAGACGAACAAGAGGAGCUGGAUCUGGUUCUACCGGACGAUUUGAGUUCGAAUUCGGGUUCGGGAGCCGGUUCGAGCCGGUUAUCGAGUGGGAGGAGCAAUUCCAAAUCCACGAGCAGCAUACGAGAGAUCGAUCUGGUUUCGCCGGAAGCUGUUUCCGAUCUGAGAUCGAUCGCUCAGCGGAUGAUCGGCGCCGGAUACUCCCGCGAAUGCGUCCAGGUGUACGGGAGCGUCCGGAAAUCCGCCAUGGAAGCGAUUUUCAAGCAGCUAGGGAUUGUGAAAUUGGGGAUCGGAGAUGUACAGAGGCUCGAUUGGGAAGCCGUGGAAGUGAAGAUCAGGAGAUGGAUCCGCGCGGCUAAGGUCUGCGUGAGAGUCGUCUUCGCAAGCGAGAAGCGACUCUCCGAGCAGAUAUUCGACGGCGGCGGCGCCGUGGAAGAGACGUGCUUCACGGAGAUCGUGAAAUCCUCUGCUCUGCAGCUCUUCACUUUCCCUGAAGCGAUAAGCAUCAGCAGAAGAUCACCGGAGAAGCUAUUCAAAAUCCUCGAUCUACACGACGCGAUUGCAGAUUUGCUGCCGGACAUGGAAGAGAUCUUCAGCUCCAACACAUCGGAAUCGAUUCUCGCUCAAGCGACUGAGAUUCAAUCGAGAUUAGCAGAAGCAGCGAGAGGGAUUCUCGUGGAGUUUGAGAACGCCGUGUUCCGUGAGCCUUCCGUUGUUCCUGUUCCCGGAGGAACAAUUCAUCCGUUGACGAGGUAUGUGAUGAAUUAUCUCAACUUGAUCUCCGACUAUAAGCAAACGUUGGUUGAUCUCAUCAUGUCGAAGCCUUGCGCCGGUUUGAAAUGCUCCAACGAUCCGAUCAAACCGGAUAUGGAUAUAACCGAGCUUCAAGGAAGGACUCCGUUAGCUUUACAUUGUAUAUGGACGAUGGUGAUGCUGCAAUUCAAUCUCGAAGGGAAGUCUCUGCACUACAAGGAAGAGUCUUUGUCACAGAUCUUCUUCAUGAACAAUAUUCAUUACAUUGUUCAGAAGGUGAAGAGCUCGCCGGAGCUGAGAGAGAUUAUCGGAGACAUGUAUUUGAGGAAGCUCACGGGGAUGUUCAGGCAAGCGGCGACGAAGUAUCAGAGAGCUACUUGGGUGAGAGUGUUGAGUAGCUUGAGAGACGAAGGGUUACAUGUGAGUGGGAGCUUCUCUUCCGGUGUAUCGAGAAGUGCGUUGAGAGAGAGGUUUAAGGCUUUUAAUGCUAUGUUUGAAGAGGUUCAUAGGGUUCAGUCGACGUGGUCGGUUCCGGAUGCUCAGCUUAGGGAAGAGCUUCGGAUAUCUUUGUCGGAGCAUCUGAUUCCGGCUUAUAGAUCGUUUCUUGGGAGAUUCAGGGGACAUAUAGAGAGUGGGAGACAUCCUGAGAACUAUUUGAAAUACUCUGUUGAAGAUCUUGAGACCGCUGUGUUGGAUUUCUUUGAAGGUUAUACCACAGCUCCACAUUUGAGAAGACGGUGA